Molecule: messenger RNA, 11988 nt
Organism: Monomorium pharaonis (pharaoh ant)
Lineage: Eukaryota; Metazoa; Arthropoda; Insecta; Hymenoptera; Formicidae
Exons: 11
Coding region: 1337-6382 (1681 amino acids)
Biological process (GO): positive regulation of transcription by RNA polymerase II; regulation of neuron differentiation
Cellular component (GO): nucleus
Molecular function (GO): RNA polymerase II transcription regulatory region sequence-specific DNA binding; DNA-binding transcription factor activity, RNA polymerase II-specific
Source: RefSeq, a predicted model, not a curated record
UGUUCCCUCUCUUUCCCCCUGUUCCUCCCCUCUCCGCCGUCUCUGUCUCUCACCCUUUGGAGGGGUUCAGUCAUCUCGCGCCAGUCGAGCCACGCGCACUCUCCCGACUGAUGUUCUGGGCUCGCUGGAGAACCACCCUGAGAUUUCUGGAGGUGACGAGACAGUUAGUUAUCAUUGUGAGGGUGGCGACCCCCUUGUUUGCCGUCGGGGGGGUGGUGGUUGAACCGCGUGGCGAGCGAAUUUCCACGAGCUUGAGGAAGACGCGAAACGAACCGCCCUCUUCGUGGACGUGGAGUUCGGAAGACCACCCCCACUUUUUCCCCCCUCUUGAUCGAAGGCGAACGAGCGCGCGCGCGCUCGCGCGCGAGCGCGUGCCUCCCUCCUCGUCGCGGGUGCUUAGACAGCCUCGAGAACCGAAGACACACGGGUACCGAGUUUCACGGGUGGAGAACCCGCGCGUGUCGUCUCGAAACAACGAGGAUCCGACAGAAAACGACAGUUUUGGAGUAUCACGAUAACGCGACCGACACAGGAAACCACAUUUACUUGUCGCUAUUCUGGUGCAUACUUAUAAUAGAGGACCUUGAUUAAGUGUCAUUACUACAAAACUGUCAUCUUUCAAUUUUACGAGGGGACACACAAUUCUCCUUUCACGUCGUUCUAGAAAAGUAAAGUAGACGUUCUAAUUCGAGUUUUGUGAUAAUCACCGGUUAAAGAAAUUAAUUGUAAAGUAGUGCACUAUGAAAUUUGACCGCCAGGACAAAAAUCAAUGGCUGUUGGUUCGGAGGAUCGGUAAUUGUUCGCGUUGACAAGAUUAUGACGAGUCGAUUAAGAAUGCCGAAUGAUCGCUCGAAUGCUUCUCAGGGUCCGAGGAUCUCGAGUGACAGUGUUCAGGGUGGCACGAAAAGUGUUCGAUGAGGGUGGAAGUGAUCCCAGUGGGAGAUUUCGAGGGGAAGAAGCUGGCGGGUGCUUCGUAUUCCUCGCGAAUCAGGACUCCCCGAAAAAGGUCUCGGAGAGCCUCGUGACAAGGAUCUCGGUCGGCGAUCGAAUCUCGAAGACUCGAAUCUGGAUCGUUCGGUUGUGAGUGAGAUCGCUGAGGAUCCUGUGAGUUUGGUGCGCGAACGACAUUGUCACGUUUUCCAAGUGAACUGGAGCAUUGGUAGUUGGGGAUGAAUUAGUGUGGAUAAUCGCGACGACUGGCUCGCGAAUCUCAUCGCUGGAAAACGCGCGUCAGAACUAUGGUGAUGUUGACGGGAGUGAUUCGCGGCAGGAACGGUGAUACCAACUAGAGCGCAAGAGGAUGCGGUGAGGAGCCGGCUGGUUCGCGAGGUUCGAGAUGUCCGCCGUAACCAGCCCGUAUGGCCCCGCGGAGAUGCUUUCCGACUCGGUCUACAACUACGCGACGACCCGACGGGGCGCCGCCGAUCAGGACAGCGACUCCCAGUACGAGGCCCAGGCCCAGUUGCAGAUCACCAGCAGCAUCCAGAGCAAGCCGCGGAACAAGCGGAAAAACUUCAAGCCCAUAAGCAGCCGGAUGGCGGAGGUGUCCGACGAGUCCGAGAGGGACGACGACGAGCCGGAGGUCGUGGAGGAGAGCUCCAGCGAGAUCCUCGAGUACGAGAGGAAAACGAUGCUGCUGCCGGCCGAGGAGAGAUCGAAGCAAAGACUAAACAACAACGAGGCUAGUCCGAUGGACCUCUCGGUCACUACCAGGCCACCGUCCUCCGAGGCCGAUGACGAUAGCGCGGACUCCCUUAGGCAUAAGUUUAUCCUCGAGCAGCUGAGGUCGCAGAAGUUUUAUUCCCCCGGUGCUGAGGCAAGGAGUCCGAACUCCGAUUCGUCGGAAAGAAGCGGGAGCGGCGUCCUGGACGCGGAAUCGUCUCGCUUGGACGACCAGGACAUACAGUUCGAGGACGAGCGGGCCAACGACGUCGACGGCGAAAUCGAGAUCGAAGAGCGAAAGCCCUUCGAGGGCAUGAGGGAGUACGCGGAGUCGACGAUGCAAGAACUUUUGGCGAUCUACGGGCUGGCGGGAGGUGAACUGGCGAAAUCGGUCAGCAGGCAAUUGCCACCCACGUUCCUCAAUCCGAAUGCUGGCCAACAAGUCCAAGUAGGAAAAAUAAAGGUGAAGGAGGAGAAGGACGCCUCGUCGAUGGCGCCGGGAAGUCCGCCCACGCCUCCGCAUACCCCGCAAAGUCCGCAACGCGCGAUUCCGUCUCUUGGCAAUCUGUCGCAAUCCUGUCAAACGUCAAACGCGAACUCGCCGAACCUGCAGCAACAGCACCAGCAACAGCACCAGCAACAGCAGCAACAAUCGCAGCAGCAUCAGUCGCAGGAGCAGCAGCAGCAGCAGCAACAACAUUCGAUGCAACAUGCCAUGACGAAUUUACCACUGAGCCAAAUACUGGUGCAGAAUCCGGCGUUGGCGCAACUGCUGCAACAAAAUCCAACGAUUCUGUCGCAAAAUCCACAGUUGGCGCAGCUGCUGCAGCAGAAUCUGCAGGCUCAGAUGGGCAACGUGCUCUUUCAAAACGUAAGGCGGGAAGAGUCCGAGAAUUCCAGGGUACCGCCGACAAUAGCGAGCCUGGCGGCGAUGAAGGUGGAGGCAGCUGACCCGAAGGUUUCCGCCUUACUUAGGCAGAGUAUGUCUCCGGUAGCGGAUUCUCUGAUGAGUGGUUCCAAGACGUCGGUGUCUCAGCCGAUCAUCGAUUAUUCCCGAUACGUGAGGAGAUAUGCGUCCAGUCAAGAAUGCGGCAAUACGUACUGCAAGGAACUAGGGUGCAGGGAGCACUUUCAUUGUCUAGACUGUAGCGGGAGGGUGUUCGUGAAGAAGGAGGAAAUGAUCAGGCACUUCAAGUGGCAUAAGAAGAGGGACGAGUCCUUGCAGCACGGUUUCAUGAGGUACUCGCCGACAGACGAUUGUUCGGAAAAGCACCCUGGCCGUGCCUGCCCACACAAUAGAAAGCAGACCCACUAUCAUUGCAUUCACGAGAAUUGCGACAAGGUGUACAUAUCGACAUCGGACGUGCAGAUGCACGCGAAUUACCAUCGCAAGGACUCGGCAAUCAUACAAGAAGGCUUCCAGCGAUUUCGGGCCACCGAGAGUUGCGCGACUGACCAUUGUCCGUUUGCCGGACAACGGACCACGCACUUUCACUGUCGUCGACCGGGAUGUCGGUUCACGUUCAAAAAUAAGGCUGAUAUGGACAAGCACAAGUCUUAUCACAUCAAGGACGAGCAAUUGUCGCGCGACGGUUUCAAGAAGUUCAUGAAAUCGGAAGCAUGCCCCUUCGAGCAGUGUCGAUUCUCCCGAGUUUGCAAUCACAUUCAUUGUAUACGACCGCAUUGCAGCUACGUCUUACACUCUUCCGGCCAGCUCUUUUCGCACAAGCGGAAACACGAGCGUCACGAAUCAGAAAUAGCUUAUCGGAAGUACAAGCAGAUCACCGCCGUGGGUGGUGCUCGUCCACCUGGUUCAUGGGCGCCGGAUGAAUUGAGCGCUCAGAGUUUAUCUCUAAGUCUGAACGGCGAGAGCUCGAACGAAGAUAGGGGUUCUCCGUCAUAUUAUUCCUUGGAAGAUUCUUUUCAAAGCGCGAGCGACCUCGCUAUGGAUCUCACCGCCCCGACCACGGCCAUUGCGGCUAGCGGAAGUUCCGUUAAUCUCGAUCAGCAGCAGCAGCAGCAGCAGCAGCAUCAACAAUCUCAACAACUUACCGCCGCCGAAUUGGCCUAUCUAGUGCCGGCUACUUCGGAUUGCGCUUGCAACGCGGGCAGAGAGCACCAUCAUUGCGGAUUGGACCGCUGCGGAGCGACCUUGAAAGAUCCCCGGGAAGUCAGGGAACAUCUGAAGGAGCAUGAGACGCAGGAACGCAUAACGGACGCUUUCUUCGAGGAAGGCGGCUGCGACGAUAGUUGUCCGUACGCGGACAAAGAGAAGCAUUAUCAUUGCAAUUGGGAGAACUGCCGAGAAGUGAUACUUUCCACUGACAAGCCGUUUCGCAGAUUGCAGCAUUAUAAGAUUCACGAAUACAGCCGGCAAUUGAAUCUCUCGUGUCCUUCGCACGCCCUGUCCUCCGAUGUCACGUUGACCCACCUGACAAAUAUCGACGCGAUGUUCAGGCGGAAGCGCGGUAGGCCGCCUAAAAAUCGCGUAAUAGAAAUCUGGUCGGGCGGCGACCCCGCAACACACACUCACGAUUCGCCGCAGGCGAUCUUCACGAGUUUUAAGCUUCCCAAACCGCAAACUCCUAACUUAACGUCUAAUAUGCUAAUGGAUGAUCGAGAGGGUAGCAUAUCGCCUUCGAACAGUCUGGGCGAACCGGAAGGAUUUGCUACGUAUAACGCGGAAGGUUGUCCCGACACGGCCUGCGUGCUUAGAUCAACCAAGCACCAUCAUUGUUCGCAGCUGCGGUGCCACUUCUCCACGGAUCGGCCGGACCAACUGCUUAUGCAUAGUAAAGAUUUUCACGACAACGUCGACAUACCGCCGGGCUUCGCCUUCUACGACAAGAUGGUCGACUGCCGACUGGCUGGCUGUCACAGCAAUCGCGUUAAUCGGCAUUUCCAUUGUACCAGACCGAAUUGCGGAUACUCGUUCGUUAGAUACUCUACAAUGGCACUGCACGAGAAGCAACACUCCUCCAGUCACGCUGAGUCCUGCAUUCAAGAAUCGAACAAUCAGGAAUAUCAAACGCAAGUUCAGCCGUUGGUCCAGGAGGCAAAACCUAGAAUCCAAGUGAAAAAUCCCGCCGAAUUGAUCGAGAAGCACGACGAAAGUCUGACGGUAGCUGAUCAAGAGAGCAGAUCGAUUAUCGAGGACAAGGAAUCCGAGCUUGCGAGUCCCGACAGCGGCAAGACCACCGUGGUGAGGGCGGCUGGCACCUAUUAUCCGGUCAGCGGACCGCCGAGCGAACCCGCACUUCCGGGCGUCGUGCUAUCCAUGCGAACUUCCGUGCACCAAGAAUCGCCGGUCAUGCCGUCUAUAAGCUCCACUUCACCGCAUACUGUGUACGGACCGGAGCAAAGUUGCAGCAGGCCUUUCUGCAAGCUGAAACGCAAAAAUCAUUACCAUUGCAACGCGUGUAAUCAGGCUUUCUCUGAGUUAGAUCGCUUGGUUGCGCAUAUAGCAAAGCAUUCGACUGGUGCCAUUCUCAGCCAGCAGCAACACGACAUGGUCAGCCCGUCGCCUAAUCAGCUUCAGCACGAUUACAUCACGCAGCUAUCGCAGAAGCACGACUUCAUGUCGCCGAACGCUCAGAUAGCUCAGAACAUUCAAAACUUUCAGAAUCAAAUGCAGCGACAGAUGCAGCAAACUCUCAAUCAACAGUCUCAAUCGAAAGACAUCAAGUUGGAGAAACCGAGAUGCAGCAUCGAUAUCGGUGUGCAAAAUGUCCCGAACGUUAAACGGGAACCACCUGAAAUUGCAUGUAGGGACGAAGGCAACAAUACCGCAAUAGAUAGUCACGAAAAUGGUCAAUUGGCGCAACCGCCAAUUCAACCUAGCAAUGUGCAACAGCCUUCGAUACCAACAAGCUUUGAGCUCGAUCUCAGCCAUGGCUUCCACUUUCCAAGUCCUGCUGUGAUGGCCGCGAUGAAUCAACAGAUCGCCCUGAUGAAUCAGGCUCUACCACCAUUUCUUCAGCACAGCGCAAUGUACGCCGGUGGACCUGGGUUGAUGUUUGCGCCUGCUUUACCACCGACCAAUUUUCUUCCACCCGCAAGAGACGAGAACCCCCUAGCCUCGCUGGCAGCUAAUCUUAAUCUGACCAAAAGAUCUCUCUCACCUCCAGAUGCUAAUUCGAUAGACGCCAAGAAGCAAAGACUUCAUCAUUCAAUGCGUAUGCUGAAGGACGAACCUGUACCGGAGGGAUAUGUCAGAUUCAGAUUCAACGAAGACUGCAGAUAUCCUCAUUGCGGCUACAGAGAGCAUCAGACUCACUUCCACUGUAUGCGUCAAGACUGUGGUUAUUCGUUUUGCGAUAAAACUCGUUUUGUCCAGCAUACCGCGAGGCACGAGCGGCUGGAUACCUUGAUGGGAGGUGAUUUCCAGCAGUAUCGGGCCAACGUGCCGUGCGGCAGGGCUCAAUGCGCAUACACAUCGUCCCUCGGGUCAAUGCAGAACAAGGCAUCGCAUUUUCACUGUUUGAAAUGCGACUUCGUCUGCACGGAUACGAACAAGGUGGUCGCACAUCGACGGCAACACGCCAAGUUGGACAGUAUCGCGGCGGCGGGUUUCCAGAAGUUUACGCCCAGUCAACCGUGCGGAGUUGUGCAGUGUCAACAUUCUGGCAAGCAGACGCAUUAUCAUUGUCUGCAGUGUCAAUAUGCAGUGUUGGGUCUGGCGCAGAUGUCGGCGCACAAGUACCGACACAUGGACUCCUAACGAUCUCCCGUAGAAAUCCUGCUACGCGGCAGGACGCCCGAAUAAAGCAUUACCUUGGUCCCUGUAGACAUUCCCUAAAGAAUGGCGUUGCCAUCUUGUCCCGACUACGUGGAAAAUCGAGCGAAACCAAUAGGGGACUAGUCAACGACUUUGUCGCAACUCGAUGCCCACCGUCGAUAAUUGUCCCGCGUAAAAGAAAGUCUAAACGGUCGUCCACGAAAUUCCGAAAGACGCCCAUUAAAAGACAAAUUCCUAGUCCCUAUAGACAUUCCCCGAAAGAACACUCGAGUGUCUCGAUCAUUCACGAUCGAGCAACGUUCCUGGUAAUAUGGAUGAUUAGUGGCAACCGGUAGGGGGCUAGUCAAUAACGUUUAUCUUCAGAAUGAAUACUGUUAGGUUGAGAUCUUCGAAUCAAGAUACAUUCGGUAUCUGUAGCUACGUCGAGGAAACGUGAGGCGAUUCUUUUCGUAUAUAAGAAUCUAAACAUUGAAAUGGUGACGAAGUAUCGAAGAAACGGUCGCAUCGUCGAGCAAUCUUUGCGAAAUUUAAAAAACGCUAUGUGAACAAAACGGAACUUUGAUACAAGAUAAAUGCAAUCGAGAAUUGCAUUGAGGUUUAGUGUAUAGUCGAAUCUCAAAAUAUAAUUCUUCCGGAACUAUGACUCCUGGGAAAUUCCUGGGGAACGAGAAUGAGGGACGUGAGAGAAUCUGACGUAGCACUAAGACAAUAACACAAAGACAAGUUUAUAAUAUAGCUUUAGUAUGAAGAAAAGACAAACUGUAUUUAAUAGGAGAAAGACCUUGUAUAGUUUUUCCUUUGUUAGUGUCAUUUUGUGUACCCUCCGCGUAAAAUCUUUACGAUGAUCUAGAUCGUAGAAUAGUUUAAUAUAAUGUCGAUAAAGAAUGAAGAGAAACAUUAAUGCGAAGUAGCAAAUCAGCGUAUUGGAUUGGUAUUCUUUCUGCAUUGGCAGAUAGUAGGGAUUAAUUCAACGGUCAUAUCUUUUACUUUGAAAGCACCGAAGAAGUGAGGGAAAGAUAUCAUUUUAUCGUCUAUCGUCUAGACUGCGGAAUUAAAGAAAUGCUUAUUGCGUUAUGUCGGCAGUAUUAGCGUUCCUAUUGCGCAAUCGAUAAGAUUUUAAGAACGAAAAUAUAUAAUAAUAGCUACAAUAUUGAAUACUUUUUUAUCUGUAUGAUCAUCUUUUAUAUUCGCGGUAAAAGUUUCCGAAACGGUUGUUUCAUGUUCGAUUCUUUUGUUAAUAAUUGCAAAUUAUUUAUUUAAUUGAUUUGUAUAAUAAAGAAUUGAUUGUGCAAUGAUGAUGACUCAUUAGAAGUUCAAUAAAUGAAAUGACGAAGAAGGAAAGAACAUCGCAUAUUUCGUAUUGCAUUACGUUUUGGAGGGUACGCGAUAAAUAUUGCAAACAGUAUUGAUAAAUUGAAAAUUAAUUAGAAGGACUGCGAGUUGAGACACAAGAAAGGUAAAAUAAAGAAAAGAAUGAUGAUCGUUGAACGAUCAAGUUAGAGAAUUUGAAAAUUAAAAGUUUGGAAAGAAAGAAAUUAUAUAAGUGCGAAAAGGAAAAAAGGAUGAAUAGAAAAGAGAUAUAUUAAAAGUAUGUUCUAAAAAGAAAUGGUCGCUGAUCGACAUAAUGCAAAGCUGUUUAAUAUAUGUGUGUAUAGUGUAUUGUAAUUGGUAUUGGAAUUGUUUAAGGCAGCUCUGGAAAAUUUUGUUUCAGAAUUUUUUAUAUUUUAAAUUUAUGAAAAAAUGUGUCAAAUUUUUAGUUUUCUUUUAUUAAUUGAAAAAUGAGAAAUCUUGGAAUAUAACAAAAUUUACAUAUGUAAAAAUUUCUAGCAAAGAUGCAGACAUUUAUAUAUUUUUUUAAAUUUCUUUCAAAGAAUUCCUUUCUUGUUGUAAUGAAAUCUAAUAAGCAGUUAGGCAUCACUUACAAAUGGCUACAACGAAAUUAUAUUUCUUCUAAUUAAAAAUCUGUAUUAGAAGACACAAACUAUAGAAGACACAACAUGGCAUUCUUUUACUUCUUAUGUAUAUUAUGACAUUCUUUAACUAUGUAUAUUUUAACAAAAUGUGUAACAAAAUGAUGCUUUAAAGGCAAUUUUGAAGGAAUUUUAAAAUAGAAGUACAUAAAAUAUUUUGACAGUAUCGUAUAUUAAAUAAAAUAUUAUUAUACAAAUAUUUGUGUUUAAUAGUUUCAAUUGGUUUUAAUAUCUUCACUUGAAUAUUUUAAAUAUUGCAUUGAUUUGAAAAAUUCUAAUAAAAUAUAAUAUUUAGUUCUUAAAAAAUUAUUUUUUUUUAAUGUGUUAUUUUGUUCAAAAAAUCGAAAAUAGUUUCUAAACAUGUUAUAAAAUGUAUACAGAAAUAUAGAAAAAUAAAAUCUAAAAAAGUCUGACAAAAUUUUUCAUCAGGAAGGAACGAAUUUCUUGCUUCUUCUAUUCCUAAAGCACGCUCAACGAUAAUAUACGAUUCCGUUUUCAUUCAGUAAGUUUAUUUUUCCGUGUAUUUUGGCGUAAAUUUUUUAUCGCGUCGAGAGCAUCUACGCUCUUUCUCGUUUUUCGAUGAGCCCGUGAGAAGUGAAUUUUUUGCAUUAAUCAGAUAUACUUGUUAUCUUCAAGACGAGAUACGGUCUGUCUGCGUAGAGAACGAUGAUAACACCGGAUGAACGAUAAGAAGUGUAUCCGGAGAAUUUUAGUGUGUAUUCUCGCGUGAAGACCAAAAGAGACAUACGUAUAUCUUCUCGGCGAAUAAUUAAACGUAGUACGCAGCAAAAUAUUAUGCGACUGCUCGGCGAGAGGUGCCUUUAGGAGCUUUUCCGACCUUUGUAGGACCGUGCCUUAGCAAUUAACGUACAACGGAUACGCAGGAAGCUAUUUGUUCAAUAUAGCAGCAGAACCGAAUUUAUUAUCAGCUCACACUAUUAGACUUACAUCUUAUUUGUAGCUAUGAUCGAAUUUCGGAACGGAAUGUGAUAUUUGGCGUUUGCAUAUUAUUAUGGAAAAAUAUUAUUGAAAAAUAGUGAAAGAAUUAUUGGAAUUGAUAAAUACAACUAAUAAUUUAAUAAUAAAUAAAAAUUUAAUAAUAAAAUUUUAUUAAUGAAUAAAACGAAUAAUUUUCCAAUAAUUUUCAAUAAUUCUUUUUGUACAUUUAAUAAUAAUUUUUUAAAAGAAUAAAUAAAUCAAAGACUGAAUUCAUAUUUCAAAAGACAGAGUUGAUUCUGAAGAUAACAAUUUCCUAAUACAAUCUGAAUUUCAAUAUUUGUAUCGUGCGGUUUCUGAUAUAAAUAGAAUUUUUUCUCUGAGUUAUUUUAACAAACUGGCUGAAAAACGAUCAUAGAUUUAAUAGUAAACAAAAGAUGUUAGUGCCUUAAAGAUACAACAACUAAAUAAAACACCGCAGAGUGUAGUCGCCGAUAUUUAAAUCGUCAUUUUCUAAGGUUUUUUACAUUUUUAAUGAAAUAUCUGUAAUUUAUUUAAAAGGAAAAAAACUUAAUUCUUACAAUUUAUCGUCGCCGAGAACUUUUAUGAUUUUUUACUUGAAAAAUCCGAUCUUAAUGAGUAAUAAACGAACAUUUUGCUAAAGAUAUCUUAAAAUUGUACUAAACAUUUUACUCAAGAAUCUAUUAAUGUAAAAUCUGCUUGCUAUAUUAUAAUUAAUAUUUCCGGUAAAGAGUAUAACAAUUUUAUAAUGUUGCAUCAGCAACAAAAAAAUUUUGAACGUUAUCUUUUAAACAUAUUAUGAAGAAAUUUACAAUUUGUGUCACCGGAAUGUGUCUGGUUCCAAUUAAGAUAUCGCCACGACUGUUUUGUUAUCGUAUUAACUGAUGAUUAGUCAACAUGCUCUAAUUUAUGUCAUAGAUAUUGGUCGACCAUGAAUUUAAGAAGAUAUCGUCCACAAACAUUGUUACUGUCAAAGUUCAUGUUCGGUAAAAACGUAAAUAAUUUUUUAAGCAAAACAAAAUAUCUCACAUAAAUGUCACAUAUCCAAGGAUUGUAACAAAAAAUCGUAUUUUAUCGUCGAAAAUAUGUUCAGUUUUAGUAAAGAAAUAUUAAUUACAUAGCGGCAAUAAUUGUGAGUCAAAUAAUUAUAAAUGCUGUGUAUCACAAUGAACACCUUGAUAAAUAAUGACAAAAUUGUUUAUUUUAAUUAGAAGUCUUAUCCGUAUAACCUAUCGUUGUGAAAAGUUAGUGAAAUUUUAAAAGCGACAAUACGAACAACAAAAAGUUCACGGAGAAUUAAAGUUUUAUAUUUAAAAAGUUAUAUCAUUAUCUUUACAAUUUUCCACUUCAUAAUACUAAAGCCGUAAACAGACGGGCGAGACAGAUCGAUCGCGAUAAUUCUAGGAGGACCGAUUACAUUUCGGUCGAGCUGAUCCCUCGAAAGUGAACCGAGGAUCUCAAUGUUCUAAUAGUUUCCGUGAAUUAUUACAAUAGUAGCAUUCCAUAGCAAGUCGAUAGUCAUCGAUCCUGUCCACGUCGACGGUGCGUCGUCCUUACGCGGCAGAAUUUAAAAAUCGCGAUGAAAGUUCGUCGGUCUCGCAGUAUCGCGUGUCAUACCAAUGAUGUAACGCGAUAUCGAAGCGGAUAUCAAUUCCAGAAGCAAAAGAAGAAAAACGAAAGGGUAUCGUUCUCAGAAUCGAUGUCGUUCGCAUCGGGAACGUGGAGAGGCUAGAGUCCAGCCAUUAAACAAGUGCCAUAAAACCACGCUGUAAAAGUCGAAGUACUGUUUUACUAUAUUAAGUCGAGAGAGAGAGAGAGACACUUGCGCGGGACUAUGGAAGAUUCAGCACGUGGUCGAUAGACAAAUCUGUAUAAUAUUUAUUUAGUAUUUAGAGUCGAUAGGGAUGCGUGAGAAAAAGGACAGAGAGCGAGCGUAGAAAAUAGUAGGAGUGAGCAACUCUCAUACUUGGAAUGUAAUUGCGAGAGAUUGAAUUUUCCGACUGAAUGUUGAAUGACAGUGUGAAAGAGAGAAGAUUACUAACAACGGCGUAUGGUGGUUGCCUUAUAAAUAUGGAGAACCUUCAUUAUAUAUAUAAUAUAUAUAAUUUAUGGAGAUUAUUAUAUAUAUUAUUAUAUAAUAUGAGAUAUGCAUAUAUAGUAACGUGGUCAUUGUCCGAAAACGACAACGAAAGCAAGACGCGAGUGAAGCGAAACAGUAUACCAGUAGAGCGUAUUAUUAUUCGAGAAAAGCUAGAGAGAUUCUAUCGUAUGGUCGUUAGUGCUAAAAUAUCCGCUGUAUGGAUCUAAGAGAGAAGAUGCUAUUAUAUAAUUUUAUCUAUUAUUAUUACAUUAUUAUUAAUAUUAUUACUGUUUAAUUUUGUCCGUCAUGCUCGCCUUGUAGCCUUAAAACCUACACGGUGAGCAUGCGGGCAUUAUUCUAUGUAUUAUUCUCUAAUUAUUAUUAUUAUUAUUUUUAUUAUUUGAAUUGUGCCUAUCAGAUCCACCUUGUAGUCUUCGAAUCUACAAAGCGGAUGUGUAGGCCCUAUUAUUAAUAUUAAUAUUAAUAUUAUUAUUAUUAUAUUAAUGAUUAUGGAACCACAUCGUAUGUAGCUGUGAUUUUGCUUUCAAAAAGUAAAAAUUAAAAAUAUUUAUAGCAACUGA